This is a messenger RNA of Trichomonas vaginalis G3, 1131 nucleotides long. RefSeq names its product spectrin binding. The coding region runs from base 1 to 1131 and encodes 376 amino acids. The record is from RefSeq and is a predicted model, not a curated record. The transcript has a single exon. Gene Ontology annotation, molecular function: protein binding. Lineage: Eukaryota; Parabasalia; Trichomonadida; Trichomonadidae.
AUGUCAAUAUACAACAACCGCUAUAUGAAGUCGUAUUGGACAAUAUUCAAAAAAAUUUAUGAAGAAUAUCAUCCAAAAUUGAACGAUAGUAUUCAACCAAUUUUCCAUUACUUAGCUUUUCAAGAAUAUGGAAUAGUUUUUAAUGAAAAUAAUAAAAAAUCUUUCCAAAAAUAUGAAUCUCAAAAUAUUACACUUGAUGUUCACGAAAAAUGUACAGUUUAUCAAGCAAUAAUGGAAGAUGAUACAAAUUUAUUUAUAUUGUUUACUGAAUCCGAAGAUUUUAAUCAAGAUCAAAGACUAGAAAAUGAUUUCUAUCCAGGUUACAAAGGUGGCCUUUCAUAUCUUGAAGCAUGCUGUUAUCAUGGAGCAAAAAAAUGUUUCAAGCUCUUAAGAUCAAAAUUUGAUUCAGAAAUUACCCAAAGAUGUCUUUGUCUUUCAUUUCUUGGCGGAAAUCAAGAAAUAAUGAGUGAAUGUUUAAAAGUUUUCAAACCAGAUAAAUGGUAUUGCAUGUGGUAUGCAAUUAUUUCACACAAUAUUGAUUUUGUUACUUAUUUGACGAAUGAAUAUGGUAUAAAAGUCAAUUUAGAGAAUUGUGGAAUCCAUAAAAAUUUUCAGGCAUUUUUUGUUUAUUUAGAUCAAACUAAUAAAAUCAACAAAUGCUUUGUUCAAUCCCCGUUAUUCAAUCUUCCAUAUCUUUGUGAAUUUCUUCUUUCUCAUGAUGCAGAUAUCAAUUCAAAAAGUAUAUCUGGAGGUACGACACUUCAUAACGCAAUCACUUUUUGCUGCAAAGAAUCGGCUAAGUUCCUAAUUUUUCAUGGCGCUGAUGUAAAUGCAAAAGAUAAAUAUUUGACAACUCCUCUUCACCUAACAUCUGAAUAUAAUAAUUUCGAAAUUGCAGAGCUGCUUAUUUCACAUGGUGCAGAUGUAAAUGCAAAAGAUGCACAGUUAACCACUCCACUUCAUUUGGCUUCACAAUAUAAUUGUUUUGAAAUUGUAAAAAUACUAUUAUUACAUGGUGCAGAUGUAAAUGCAAAAGAUAAAAAUGAGAAAACUACUCUUGAUUUUGCAGAAGAUAUUUAUUUAAAAAUUGCAGAUCUCCUUUCAUCUUAUGGUGCACUGAAGUCAACUUAG